Messenger RNA from Cynara cardunculus var. scolymus (artichoke), 882 nucleotides. RefSeq lists its product as uncharacterized. Lineage: Eukaryota; Viridiplantae; Streptophyta; Magnoliopsida; Asterales; Asteraceae. Bases 222 to 626 code for a protein of 134 amino acids. The transcript is spliced from 2 exons. The record is from RefSeq and is a predicted model, not a curated record.
UCAUCCCCUCUAGAAGUUACCCUCAAACCAAACUAUAGAACCCCAUUUCCUGAAUCGCAUUCUCCCAUUAAUAUAAAAACACUUUACACCCACAAACACACGCAUUGACUUCAAAUUUCUUCAUGACUUCAUCUCAAUUCUAUCGAUCUCUCUCGAUCUCAAUCUCAUACCCAUUUCUCUGAUCUGCUACAAUCACCCCAACAGAUUGUUAACUUCCCAUCAUGUUGCCCUCCAAUGGGGUGGUUCUAGCCACCGCCAUGGCUGCCGGAACAGCUAUUUUUCUCGCCAUCUGCCUCCAGAAACAACCCACCACCACCGCCGUCGUCUACCCCACAAGACCCUGCAUCUCUUCAGAUGGGAAGAAGAAGAAGAAGGGGAAAAAGAAGAACAAAAAGGUGAAGUUUGCAGAGGAUGUCAUGGAACCAAGUGGAAAUGGAGAUGAGUUUAGGAGAAGACUUAAAAGUAAGAAUAUUAAUCAAAACAGGAAUUAUUUGUCAAUAUUCAAAGAUGAAGGGGGUCAAAAGAAACUAUCGAGAAAUCUUAAGGGUCUCCCUGCAAAUAGGAUGGCUCUCUACUCUGGAAUUCUCAGAGAUCGUGGUGUCCAUCGAGUCGCUUGUUCUUGUUAACUCCGACUUACUUUUUACAUAUUAGGCCCUUCUUUUUUUAAAUAUUUCAUAGUUUAACCCUUCUUAUUUUUGUGGAGUGCAAAGUGUACCCUUUCUCUUUUGGUAUUUCUUUGUUAGGACCAACUUUUUUUCUGUUUCUUGCUCUUGCAUCUGAUGUUUAUGGCGGUUGUACCUUUUUCUACAAUUUGAAAGAAAUUAUAAAGGGUAGACUUGUAAUUGCGCUUUGAGGCAAGUUGUAUUUCGCUUUGGAUUUUCG